This is a messenger RNA of Physcomitrium patens, 2087 nucleotides long. RefSeq lists its product as uncharacterized. The record is from RefSeq and is a predicted model, not a curated record. Gene Ontology annotation, biological process: regulation of DNA-templated transcription; phosphorelay signal transduction system. Lineage: Eukaryota; Viridiplantae; Streptophyta; Bryopsida; Funariales; Funariaceae.
UUAGAUACUUCCUCGUCGUCUCAUUUCAGACAUCGGCCUUUUGUGGAGUUCGUAGUCAGGGUCCGUUGCAUUCGAGGCUGCGAGGGUUGGUUGAUUGUUAAAUUGCGGGCUUGGUAGUUGUUGAUUGUCAGCUCAAUUGGAUACAGGCGAAGUCGGAAAAUUGUAGCGUGCAAUACAUCUUAGACUGUUUGGGAGACUUCAGUGAUUGUGUCUUGAGGCCGGACUGCGGCUUAAAAAUGAUUCUGGAGACGGGGCAGAGGAAGGUCGGCGGCCUGGCAGCCAUGUUCGGAGCUCCAGAGCUCGACUUCAAGCGUGCUGCAGUGGACUUUGUGGCGGAGCUCUCACGCUCCCCGCGUGCAGGGAGUGAUAGAAAGGCGCUGGACAUGACCGACGCGCUCGUGCACGCCGACGAGCUCCCUGUGCCUAUGUUCGGAGUUGACCUCAACCUGCGCUGCACUUUUUGGAACAGUCGCGCUGCCGAUGCCACCGGCUGGACGGAGUCUGAGGUUUUCUCCAUGCCGAAUUUUACGGCUUCCUUGUUUAACAACCAGGGCUGCGAGGAAUUAUUAAAGGCUGCAUGUGAAGGUCGAGAAUCUUCUCAGGAGAUUUGGAGCCUGAAGAGCAAGUGGAGAAAGGAACUAAAUGCAUUGCUUUUGGCUAAUGCCCGCACAGAUAGCAUGGGUGCUGUUUGUGGGGUUGUUUGUGUGAUAAUGCUUCUUAGUCCCCCUCAAAUGGAACAAUCACUUCUUAACGUGGACUCCACGGCUUGCGCCAUGGAUCGUAUGAGCAUCUUGGACUUGGAAGAGGAGUCGCCGAAUAGUUGCGGCAGUCCUUGCGGAAGCGAAGACAUGUUUCUGGCAGCCUUGGAGCGGCCCUCCUCUCCCUACUUCGACGGUUCCGUCAGAGAUGCUAUCGAUAUCUACAUGGACCAAGCGACAUCUACAUCUUUCGAGGCUGAAGACUCCUCUUUCUACUCUCAAGAGCCUGAAGGCUCAUCUAUUUGUUCUCAAGAUUGGUGCAAGAGUGAGCAGAGCAUGGGAACCAUUCGUGGCGCCGGAAUAAACUUGGGACGCAGCUUGACUCAGGUCAGGGCAUUGGUGGUUGAUCCUAACGUUCGAGGCCGCAAGUCCCUCAGCCUCAUGCUCGAGCGCUGUGGAUUUGAAGUUUGUUGUGCAAGCAACGAGACUGAAGCUUUAGAUUCCUUCGAGCAGAGCAUGCAAGACCUCGAAGGCUUCUCUAUCGUGUUCGUCAACUUCGACAACACGCGGAGAGAAGAUUACGCCCUCGUCCGUCACUUUCGAAGCGCGGAAUCUCGUUGCAAUAGCUCCGAUUUCACGACUCAAACAGUCCUCGUCGCCGUCACAGACCUUGACAGGUGGCAAGGCUCGAAACAAAAGAAAGUACCUGCAGGGUUAGACGCCAUCAUUCACUACCCAUCUCGGGUGCAGCAACUUCGUGACACCCUGAAUUCUUUGGGAGUUCCAGGCGACAACGUGAACUUCACCAACAGCUCUUGGAACAACCCCCUCGUCCUUGCCAGAUAAGACGGAUCACAAGUAAUCCUUUCUAUUUGUAGUGUAUUCAUCGAUUCUUUCAAACAAGGAAACCUGCACAACGAAAUCCGAGGCUUCCUUUCGCCUCGGAGUUCAGGUUUUUACAUCAGCAGGUGUCGGGUAUCCUACUCUGGGGUCUUUCAUAUUUUUAGCAAUUCAACCUGCUCAAAGCCUCCCAUUGUUUACCCUUUCUUAUACGAUAUUUCGAAGGAGUUCUUUUUCCUCUAUUUGACGUUGCGUUUGAAUAUCUUUGGGUAGGGAAUGUGACUGAGCAACAGAGUUCACAGUCUCGAUUUGUUCAGAGCUAGUUGUCUUAGAUUUAUUUUGUAUAACUGGCCGGAUAGAUCAGUUUUCCCAUCUUAAGCUUCGUAAUCAUGUUCUUUAGAUCGAUGACUUUUCCUUUUGCAGCAUGGGUAGUCAUUGCUUACUUCGGCUGUGUACAAAACAAUAUAUUCAGAAAUACGUCGGUGACUGGCAAGGUUCGCUCUGCGGGCUCUCUGUCAUCUGCGAUGAGUUCUCAAAUUUUCGGUUUCA